GGUCUUGUGGAGGCACUGAGGAGAUGUAUUGAAACCUAUCUGAUAAAGGUGAUGGAAUUCAAAGCUGUUAACUGUAGAGAGCCAGUGCCAGUAUGUGAACUGAAUGGUGUCAUAUCAUUAUGCAGACUCUUUGAUGCUUUCUUCCAUUUGGAAGGUGGAGCAGAGAUGUCUGGAUUUACCCAGAAGCUGGUUGAGAUGUGGUUUCAGUUCUGCCUUAUCUGGUCUGUCUGUGCCUCAGUGGAUGAAGAUGGGAGAAAGAAGAUUGACAAUUGUAUUCGGGAAAUUGUUGGAACCUUUCCCAACAAGGACACUGUCUACGAGUACUAUGUGGAUACAAACACCGGAGCUUGGGCUCACUGGGAGGAAAAGCUGAAGGGUAAAUGGAAGUAUAAACCAAGCAUUCCUUUCUACAAGCUGAGUGUACCAACAGUGGACACUGUUCGCUACCAGUUCCUGUGUACUGCUCUCAUCAAGAGACUUAAACCUGUACUGAUGGUGGGUGCAGUGGGGACCGGAAAAACUUUGGUCAUAGAAAGCACUCUGGCAAACUUUGACAAGCAAGAAUACAGUAUUUUGACAGUGACAAUGUCAGCCCAGUCUCGUCUUGAGAAGCACACUAAGGGAGUGUUUGUGCCUAUUGGAGGAAAGAAGCUCAUCACUUUUAUGGAUGACCUCAAUAUGCCAGCCAAGGAUGAAUACGGCUACCAGCCCCCGUUGGAACUGAUGAGACAGUGGCUGGAGUAUGGGUUUUGGUUUGAUCGUAACAAAAGGAUUAUUCAGUACAUCAAAGGCAUGUUUCUGGUGUCUGCCAUGGGCCCACCUGGUGGAGGCAGAAUGGUCAUUUCAAAUCGUCUGCAGAGCCGGUUCAAUCUCAUUAACAUGACAUUUCCUCAGGAUUCCCAGAUCAAGCGCAUCUUUGGCAGCAUGAUCAGUCAGAAGCUGCAGAAUUUUGAGGAAGAAGUUAAGGUGCUCAGUGACACGUUGACCCAGGGGACAAUCGAUAUGUACCAAGCCAUUGUUCUGCGGUUCUUGCCAACUCCCACUAGGAUACAUUACUUGUUUAAUCUGAGGGACAUCUCCAGGGUGUUUCAAGGGCUUCUCAGGGCAAAUAAGAACUAUCACGACACCAAAGCCUCCAUCAUCAGACUGUGGAUGCAUGAAUGCUACAGGGUUUUCUCAGAUCGGCUGAUAGACCAAAAGGAUCUGCAGGCAUUCUCAGAUGUUCUCUCAGAGAAAUUAGGGGUUGUCUUUGAGCAGACCUUCAACAACCUGUGUCCUAACAAAGCCAUUCCAUUGUUUGGUGAUUUCAUGAACCCUCAGAAAAUUUAUGAACAGCUGGUUUCAGCAGAAAAUGUCAAGACGUUCAUGCUGGAACAACUGCAAGUGUACAAUGACACACCCAAAAUUGUCAGCAUGGACCUAGUGCUUUUCAGGGAUGCAGUUGAGCACAUUUCCAGAAUCGUGCGUGUGAUUAGACAACCUCAUGGCAACAUGCUGCUGAUUGGCAUCAAUGGCAGUGGCCGGCAGAGCUUGACCCGUCUAGCCUCGUUUCUGUGUGACUAUGUUGUCUUCCAGAUUGAGGUCUCUGAUCGUUAUGGCAAGCAUGAGUUCAGGGAAGAUAUGAAGAAGCUGUAUUCUCAAACUGGAGUGCUGAACAAACCAACUGUGUUUCUCUUCAGUGAUGUUCAGGCAGCCGAGAAGAGUUUCUUUGAAGAUGUGAACUGCAUCCUUAGCAGUGGGGAGGUGGCAAAUCUGUACAGGAAUGAUGAACUGGAAGAGAUGAAGAACGUACUGUCCCAUGAACUGAAUAAAGAGGGAUUAGAAGACAGUAUACACAGUGCUUACAGUUUCCUCAUAGACAGAGUCAGAGCCAACUUGCAUGUUGUGCUCUGCAUGAGCCCAUUGGAGGAUGAAUUUCGAAACAGUAUACGAAUGUUUCCAGCGUUGGUGAACAAUACAGCCAUAGACUGGUUCCAUGAAUGGCCUGCAGAAGCACUGCUGGAGGUGGCAGACAAGUAUAUUUCUGACAUGGUUCUUGGCAACACUCAAGCAGAUCGAAAACAGUUUCGUCUGCAAGAAAGCAAAGCGUCCCUGUCGCAGAUGUUCAUGUUGGUCCACAAGUCUGUGGCAGAAUACUCCACCAAGAUGUUUCAGGAGAUCAGAAGAUUCAACUGUGUGUCCCCGACCAACUAUUUGGAGCUAGUCACUGGAUACAAGGAGCUGAUUUUUGAGAAAGCCAAAGAGCUAACUGAUGAUCGAGACAAACUUCGCAGUGGUCUCAGUAAAAUUGACGAGACUCGAGAGAAGGUGGAGAAGAUGUCUGUGGAUUUGGAAGAUGCAAAGAUCAUGGUUGCAGCCUGCCAGAAAGAGUGUGAGGAGUUCUUGAAGACACUGGUUCAGCAGAAAAGGGAGGCUGAUGAGCAGCAGAAAUCAGUGGCCAUCAAGAGUGAGAGAAUCAAGGAGGAAGAGAUCAAGUGCCAGGCGCUGGCUGACGUUGCCCAGGCUGAUCUUGAUGAGGCCAUGCCAGCACUAGAUGAAGCUAACAAGGCUUUGGAAUCUCUGAACAAGAGAGACAUGACCGAAAUCAAAUCUUAUGGCCGCCCACCGGUUCUAGUGGAGAAAGUGAUGGAAGCUGUCAUGAUUCUCAGAGGCAGUGAUCAGAACUUCUUGAAACAACUCAUGAACUAUGACAAAGACAACAUCACUGACCGUAUCCUGCGCAAGAUUGGCGGCUAUGUUGCCCAGAGUGACUUCCACCCAGAUAUUAUUGGUGGUGUGUCUGCAGCAGCCAAGUCACUGUGCAUGUGGGUUCGAGCCAUGGAGAUGUAUGGCCGCAUAUAUCGGGUUGUGGAGCCAAAGAGGAUCAAACUGAAUGCUGCCCUGGCUGUCCUGGCCCAGAAACGAGAAGCUCUCGCUGAAGCCAAGGCCAAGCUUGCUGAGGUUGAAGCCAAACUGCUAGAACUGAAGCUUUCCUAUGAUGAAAAACUUGCCCAGAAAGAGGAACUGAGAAGGAAAGCUGAUCUAACUGAGUUAAUGCUGGACAGAGCUCAGCGGCUCAUGUCUGGAUUGCAUUCCGAGAGGGUUCGUUGGGAAGAAAAGGUUGAGUCUCUAGAAGAAAACAUGGGACAUUUAAUAGGAGAUGUUCUCAUUGCUGCUGCCUUCCUGUCCUACCUCGGCCCAUUUCUGACCACAUUCAGGGAUGAGAUUUUGUUGUAUUGGAAGAAACAGAUAGAUAAGCUGAAGAUCCCUUGUGCGUACAGAUUUAAUUUCUGCACCUUUAUGACUAAGCCUACACAGCUGCGGGAAUGGAACAUCCAGGGUCUGCCUAGAGAUGAGUUUUCCACUGAAAAUGGAAUAAUUGUCACCAGAUGUCAGCGGUGGCCAUUUCUGAUUGACCCUCAAGGUCAAGGUAGCAGGUGGAUCAAAAAUAUGGAAGGGGAUUUUGGCCUGAAGGUAAUCGACAUAAGACAGCCAAAAUACCUGUCGGAAGUUGAGCUAGCAAUACAGUGUGGGUUGCCAGUUCUACUGACAAAUGUCCUCGAGACGUUGGAUCCUUCAUUAAACCCCCUCUUCAACAAGUCAUUUAUUAAAGCAGAAGGAGCCACAUAUAUUAAAUUUGGGAGCCACGAAAUUGAGUACAAUGAAGACUUCCGUUUCUACUUAACAACAAAGCUGGGAAAUCCACAUUUGAGUCCGCAGGUCCUCAUUAAAGUUGCUGCUGUCAAUUUUGCUGUAAUGAGUAAAGGUCUUGAAGCUCAGCUGCUAGGUGUUGUGGUUCGCAAGGAGAGGCCUGAACUAGAGGAGCAGAAGGAUAACCUGGUCUGCAGCAUUGCAGCAGGAAAGAAGAAACUUGAUGAGUGUGAGGAUGAGAUCCUGAGGUUGUUGAAUGAAACCAAAGGUUCCCUGCUGGAUGAUGCCCAGCUAGUGGACACGCUCCAGUUGUCAAAGAUGAUAUCUAUAGAAGUUACAGAGUCAGUGGCAGUCUCCGAGCAGAUGGAGGUUAAAAUUGAUGCAGCUCGUGAGUGUUACAGACCAUGUGCGGAGCAGGCUUCCAUACUCUUCUUCAUCUUGAAUGACUUGGGAAACAUUGAUCCAAUGUACCAGUUUUCCUUGGACACUUACAAUGAUCUGUUCUCUUUGUCGAUUGAGAAGUCACAACGAGCUAUAAAACUUGACGAGAGAAUCACCAACCUGAACGAGUAUCACUUGUAUGCUGUGUAUAAGCAUGUUUGUCGAGGCUUAUUUGAAAAACACAAGCUGAUCUUCUCAUUUCAAAUGUGUAUCAAGCUUCUUGAACAUGCCAGAAGGUUGAACAUGGAUGAGUACAACUUCUUUCUGAGAGGAGGUGUUGUAAUUGACAGAGAAAAUCAAAUGGACAACCCCUGCACCACCUGGCUGUCGGAUGAGUCCUGGGACAAUAUUACAGAGCUGGACAAACUGACCAACUUCCAUGGCAUCAUCACAUCGUUUGAGCAGUAUUCACGAGAUUGGUAUCUCUGGUAUAUCUCAUCGGAACCUGAAAACACAUCUUUGCCAGGUGAAUGGGAUAAAGCUUGCAAUGAGCUUCAGCGGAUGCUAGUUGUGAGAUCGCUACGCCCGGAUCGUGUCUCCUUCUGCGCCACCGCUUUCAUUAUCAAUAAUAUGGGCCAGAAGUUUACAGAGCCUCCCAUUCUGGAUAUGAUGUCCAUCGUUGAUGAAUCCUCUACUCGGACACCGCUCAUCUUUAUUGUCUCACCUGGAUCCGAUCCAAGAGCCAGUCUGCAGCAGAUUGCAGAGAGCUGUGGCAUGGCUGCCCAGUUUAAUACUUUGUCACUUGGUCAAGGUCAGGCUUCAGUUGCAACAAGACUGCUCCAGACUGCAGUCACUGAGGGCAGGUGGGUGUUCCUGGCCAACUGUCACCUGUCAAUGAGCUGGAUGCCAUCUUUGAGCCAGUUAGUCGACCAGCUGCAGGUGGAACAGUGUCACCCCAACUUCCGUUUGUGGCUGUCUUCCCUGCCCCACCCAGAUUUCCCGAUCUCUGUCCUGCAGGCAGGGGUUAAAAUGACUACAGAACAUCCUAAGGGUCUGAAGGCAGGCAUGAAGCGGCUGUACAGUCUAAUCACAGAGCAACAGUUCCAGAGGUGCCAUAAGUUAGAGAAGUACAAAAAGUUGCUGUUUGCUCUCUGCUUCUUCCACACUAUAUUGCUGGAGCGGAAGAAGUUCAAAAUGCUUGGUUGGAACAUCAUGUAUGAAUUCAAUGAUUCUGAUUUUGAGGUAGAUUUGUGGAGUUGUACUUUUGAUAAAUUUUAUUUAUUAUCAUCCAUGAUUUCUGUCUGA
Messenger RNA from Candidula unifasciata, 5316 nucleotides. The record is from the annotation of a GenBank genome assembly. NCBI's taxonomy places the organism in Eukaryota, Metazoa, Mollusca, Gastropoda, Stylommatophora, Geomitridae.